UCGACAGCACGAGCAAGAAAAAAAGUUUAGUUUCGCCCACGAGGGACAAAAGUGCGGAAAAGUAUAAUUUCCCUUCGAAGUAACGCGGAAUUGUGAAAAAAAUAUUCUCAGUCGUUUUAGUUGGACGCGUGAACGAUAAAAAAGUCCGACGAGCACCAAGAUUCGCGCGCUACCACACGUGGAAAUCAUUAUCCGACGACGAGAGGAAUAUUACCAUUAUACCACCCGUGAUCCAAUGCGACGAAUAUAUUCUGAAAAUGAGCAGUAAUUGAAUGAGUGAAAGGUAAAUCUUACUUUUUGAUCUAUGAAACAAGUGAUUAUUGAACUUUUAAAUCACAGAUCAGAUGCGCAUGGUAGGAUUGGGACAAAACCGGAUCACAAUCAGCGCAAAACGGACAGGGUCAUCGGAGUCUAAUCAAGAAGCGUUCCAAGAGACAGAAACACCCCCUCAAUCGGGGUGUUUUAACGGAACCAGAAAACCUUGGCGGCUGGAAGCCAAUCGACAACGGGAAGAAGGUCAACACUCGCUUGACGACGGAACAGUGAUCCAUUGCAAAGCUGCAACCAAAGCAGUAAGCCGGCGGUGGGAAGCCGAUUUCCGACGCGGUGAAGAACGACACUCUCGCCUCGACGACGGGACUGUGAUCGCGGGAUCAGUCGCACAGCAGCGACCGGAGCAGAAAGGAGGUGGCCGGAAAUCGAUCGACAACAAGAGGGAGUGCGAAACCCUCGCAUCGACAGCGGAAGUGCCUCGGAGAUACCCCAUCCAGGUACCAGGUCGCACUGGACGGCCAGAGGGGUAUUCAGCAGAGGACAGAAGCAGCGUGGGUGGAGCAAUUACGGUGUGCGGCAUGCAAGGCGUCGCGGCGGUUUGUGUUCCGCCGUGCAAGGGCACGAGAUGAAUUAGGGGGACGCCCCAAGUGAAAAGGGAAAACCGUGAGUACGGAAAUGCUAGUGUAAGGAAAGUAAAUAGAAGGAAGGAGAAAA
Armigeres subalbatus is the source of this 987-nucleotide messenger RNA. RefSeq lists its product as uncharacterized. The coding region runs from base 345 to 902 and encodes 185 amino acids. The transcript has 4 exons. NCBI's taxonomy places the organism in Eukaryota, Metazoa, Arthropoda, Insecta, Diptera, Culicidae. The record is from RefSeq and is a predicted model, not a curated record.